Messenger RNA from Thermothelomyces thermophilus ATCC 42464, 2197 nucleotides. RefSeq lists its product as uncharacterized. The coding region runs from base 65 to 1519 and encodes 484 amino acids. NCBI's taxonomy places the organism in Eukaryota, Fungi, Ascomycota, Sordariomycetes, Sordariales, Chaetomiaceae. The transcript has a single exon. The record is from RefSeq and is a predicted model, not a curated record.
CCGGGGUCAAUCAACGGAAGGAACCCGGGCUGCCGGAUUGCUGCUUGGAUAGCGAGCAGCGAAGAUGACCGACAUGAGGGUCCAGUUCGAACCCAUCGGUCGGAGCUUAAAGCAGUACGGGCCAUGGCACUUUGCGGAUGCCCGCUUCGAGGAAGACCACCAUACCGGCCUGGGGCCGGCCCUUUUGCAGACGGCCGACAUUCCCGGCUUGAGCGACAGGCUGUUGGGCAUUUCGAAGGGAGGCAGACCGGAUCCCGGCUCGCCUCGUUCCGAAGUGACGCUCUCGGUCUCCAAGGUGAGGCACACGCCUGGAAGUUCUCCGGAUCCGGCCUUGCCUAAGGGGUCUAGCCCGGCCCACCCAACCGAGAUAUCUCAGCCCCUCCUUCCAGCCAUAUUCCACCCAUCGCUGGCGUUUACCGAUCCCGCGCCCUCCGGCAAAGCGGUUGUAACAUUCCCACUGCCGGAGCCUGCCCGGGUUCCCAAGCCAUGCCUCAAGCGUCGCCGGCCCGUCACCGACGUCGACGGCCCAGGGACUAACGCGACCAGCCGCAAGAAGCGCCGCCUCCUACGCCAACUCAUCACCUCGCGCCUCUCGCAGCCGUUCUCGCUCCCGGCCACCCACAUCCUCAACCGCGAGUCUGUCGCGGCCGGCGGCAAGCGCUUUGCCAAGCUGACAGCCAUCAUGUCGGCGCGGCGCCUCAACAGCGCCGUGGUCAGCCCGGUCUCCCCACAGCAGCCAAGUCCGUCGACCUGGCUCCGUCGCGCCGCGGUGCUUAACAGCCUGCGGAACCGGGUCCACGCCACGGCGGCGGAACGCGCCAACAUUCCCGUUCCGGACCUGGCGGCCAAAGCAACCGCCUUACAGCAGAGCCACGGCUUUGCGACGACUUUUGUAGGCGGACGCUACCUCAUUGCCACGCCAAUCCACCAAGCAAACAAGGCCAUGCUGCCAGGGCCUCACGGGUCAACAGCAGGACCAGCAGCAGCAACAUUAUCAUUAUCAUCGUCAGCAGCAGCAGCAACAGCAGCAACCACACAACGAUCACCGCCAGGGGCCGCCGCAGCUCAUCAUCAUCAUCAUCAUCAAACUCUUCACUCCAACUCGCACCACCCCCCGCCAUCAACCACCCGACUGCGCAUCCCCUCGCCCAAGCUCCGCCCCCUCCGGUCCCCAGAGCUGCGCGUCACCAGGCCGCUGGUACCGCUCGAGGACAUUGAGCCCCUCCUGGUCGACGAUCCUUCCUCAUUCAGCGGAGACACGGACUGCGUGGCCUUCCCGACGGCAGACCUCGAGAGCCGGUAUAUCUACGGCGACGACGACGAUGAGGAAGGGGGCGGAGAAGGCGUGUAUGCGGAUUUCAGCGUCAUCUUUGGGAGCGGCGGAAAGAAAAGUGGUGAUGGCGAAGGGGGCGGAGACGGAGCGACUGGUGGGAGCGGUGACGGUCGCGAUGGGGACGGGGAUUGCUUUGAGGACUACAUGGAUGACUUGGACGGGAUUCCCUGGGGAGAUACGUGGUAAAAAAAAAAGCAAGCACCAUCACCUUGCAGUCGUGUUUUACGUUUUUGUCACUGCGCACGGAGGCGUCCAUUCCCUGUAUGGAGUUUAGGGGCGCUUGGGCAGCAAAGGGAGAAGGGGUUAUCUUGAGUUUCUGUGUGGGACCAAGGUUUAUCAUGGCUGCAAACAGGACUGGGGGGUGGCAAUCUGAUUUUACGCGCGUUGGUGGGUCAUUUGACUUUAGCAUUCGGGAGGCAUUCGCUUUUUGUUGUUCUGUGGUGACAAUAAAAAGCAAAAAAAGAAAAAAAGAAAAAAAAUUAAUCGGGUCGGCAUGCUAGAGAAACAGUAAAUAUGACAGCGAGGAGCUUUGCUGUUGUUCCCUGGGCUUGUGGCUUACGAGUGGACUCUUGAAACUGAGAGCAAGCCAAAAGACGGAAAUCCUUCUGUUUGUUUUGUUCAACUUCCAGUUCAGAAGCACCUCGGAAUGUUGAGCCCGCCCGGAGCCGGCCGACGAAGGUUGAAACCUUACUGUACGGAUUACGGAGGUUGGCUUCAAAAGAUAUUACAGUGCCCAGACUGCCAAGACCUCCAUAUAUAGUACGGAUCCGUAUAGUCAGCCAAGACGGUUCUCCACCCUCCACAGCCCUCCCACUUACCAACUUACCAGCAGGUAAAACUGGCUCAAAACCAGGCUAUUUUGAG